AUGACGAAAGCACCUCAAGAUUUACAAAUCGCCAUUUUGGGUGCAGGCAUGGGCGGUCUGACUUCUGCUUUGGCUCUUGCUCAGCAGGGAUUCAAGUACAUCGAUGUCUAUGAGAAUGCAAGUGAUCUUGGCUUUGUCGGCGCUGGCAUUCAAUUGGCACCUAACAUGGCCCGCGUUUUGGAUGGACUUGGUGUUUGGAAGGGCAUUGAGGCCGAGGCCGUGAAUAUUGAGGAAACUUCAGUGCGAGACGGCGCAACGGACACUGAGCAUGCAUAUGUGGAUCUACGCUACAUUGAGAAGACAUACGGAUAUAAACACAUGGUUGGUCAUCGUGCAUCACUAGCCAGUGGACUAUAUAACGGCUGCAAGCAACACCCCGCAAUCAAGUUCCACUUUGGAAUCAAUGUAGAUAACGUGGACUCGUUCGGCCCUCGGCCAUCAUUCACAGCUAGCCCCCGUGCCGAGGGAACUGCCCCGUUCAAGGUUGAGUGUGAUGUCCUGCUCGCUGCCGAUGGUAUAAAGAGCAUCACCCGCGUCGAGAUGCUGAAGCGACUGGGGGUUAAUGUUGGCGUCAAGGACACCCAACAGGCCGCGUAUCGUAUCAUGAUCCACAAGGAGCAGAUCAAGGACGACCCCGAGCUUUUGGCCCUCAUCAACAGCAACCGUGUAACCCGCUGGAUUGGCGCAAAGCGUCACAUUAUUGCUUACGCCGUUUCUAACAACACCAUCUACAACAUCUCCACUACCCAGCCCGACACCAACUUUGCAGCCGCCACAAACGCCACUUACACCACCAAGGGCUCUAAGCCUGCCAUGAUGGGUGUCUUCGCUGACUUCUGUCCCAUGGUCCAGCGCAUGCUAAAAUACGUUCCCGAGGGCGAGAUCUGCGAGUGGAAGCUGCGCGUCCAUGAGCCGCUCCCCACUUGGAUUCACGACUCCGUCGCUUUAGUUGGUGAUGCUUGCCACCCUACUCUGCCCCACCUCGCUCAGGGUGCUGCACAGGCUAUUGAAGACGGAGCUGUUAUCGGUGUGGUUCUCUCCAAGCUGCCGGAUACCACCCCAGAGUCGAUCAACAAGGCUCUCCGUGUUUAUGAAAAAGUUCGCAAGAGUCGCGCUGAAGCUUUGGUCGAGAUGGCCAGCGCUUCUGGUCGUGCCCUGCACUUGGGUGACGGUGCUGCCAAGGAGGAGCGUGACAAGCAGUUCGCUGCCCUCCGCGCUGGCAAGGGUCCCGUGCCUGAUAAGUGGGCCGAUGCCGAUGUCCAGCGUGAGAUCUAUGGCUUUGAUUGCACUAAGGUCACUUCGGAUAGUUUUGACGAGUACUUCUCGCAGAUGUAA
Molecule: messenger RNA, 1335 nt
Organism: Penicillium digitatum Pd1
Lineage: Eukaryota; Fungi; Ascomycota; Eurotiomycetes; Eurotiales; Aspergillaceae
Product: putative monooxygenase
Molecular function (GO): FAD binding; monooxygenase activity
Source: RefSeq, a predicted model, not a curated record